GGGCCGGGCCGGGAGGUGCCGGAGGAGCCGGAGCUCGGCAGUGCCGGGAAGGCCCCGGGCAGUUCCCGCUGAGCCCCCGGGCCGCUCCGCUCCGCUCCGCCCCGGUCCCUGCUGCCCCGGCCAUGGCGCAGGCGGCUCUGGGCGCGGCAGGGCUGCACUUUGACGAGCUGAACAAGCUGCGGGUGCUGGAGCCCGAGGUGGCGGCGCAGACGGCGCAGCUCCGCGAGGAGUGCCGGGCCUUCGUGGACAAAACAGCAGAAUUUCAGAAAAUAGUGGGCAGCUUGAUUGAGCUCGUUGACCAACUGGCCAAAGCUGCAGAAAGUGAGAAGAUGAAGGCCAUCGGGGCACGGAACCUGCUCAAGUCAAUCGCAAAGCAGAGAGAGGCUCAGGAGCAGCAGCUCCAGGCUUUGAUAGCUGAGAAAAAGAUGCAGCUGGAAAGGUACCGGAUUGAGUAUGAGACUCUCUGCAAAAUCGAAGCGGACCAGAACGAAUUCAUUGACCAGUUCAUUUUCCAGAAAUAGAGGAUUUUAAGAUAAAAACCAACUCACAUGGAAACUUGACCAUUCCAGAAUCUCAAGAAUUUCAGAUAUAUGCAAUUCCCACUGUGCAGGAGUGCAGAUGGUUUGUACAAUGGAAGGGCUGUACCUUGGUUUGAGCAUACUGUGGCAAUAAGGAAGGCUGACAGCUCACAGCUGCACAGACUGUUCUGGCCUUUGAAUUUUUACCAGUUUUGUACAGUCAGUAGUUAUAAUUCAAACUGCAGUUGAAUUAAUGCUACUGGUGCUUUGUCGUGUCUCUUUUUGAAUUCUACAGCUCUUUCAUAGAAAUCAGAAAAUAAAUUAUUGUUCCCAGAC
Molecule: messenger RNA, 854 nt
Organism: Cinclus cinclus
Lineage: Eukaryota; Metazoa; Chordata; Aves; Passeriformes; Cinclidae
Gene: IFT20
Product: intraflagellar transport 20
Exons: 4
Coding region: 123-521 (132 amino acids)
Biological process (GO): protein localization to cilium; centrosome localization; intraciliary transport
Cellular component (GO): centrosome; cilium; Golgi apparatus
Source: RefSeq, a predicted model, not a curated record